Molecule: messenger RNA, 417 nt
Organism: Neltuma alba
Lineage: Eukaryota; Viridiplantae; Streptophyta; Magnoliopsida; Fabales; Fabaceae
Exons: 2
Coding region: 1-417 (138 amino acids)
Source: RefSeq, a predicted model, not a curated record
AUGGGAUUUCUGGCUGCAUUUACUAUCCUUAACAUAGUUGCUGAUGCUAGUAACAAAAUUAUACUUGAUGGUACUAACUACCCUGAUUGGAGGGAAGACAUUGCUUUACAUCUCGGUUGUCUGAACAUGGACUAUGUCCUGGAAACUGAAAGGCCUCCCAAACUAGCUGAUGGCUUGACUGACAAAGAGGCCAAAGAGUAUUAUGAAUCCUGGGAGAAAAACAAUCGCCUUACUCUCCUGCUGAUCAAAACAAGGAUUGCUAGGAGCAUUCGGGGAGCAAUCCCUAAAUGCGAAACUGCUAAAGAAUACCUAGAAGCUGUGGACAAACAGUUCAAACCGACAGACAAGCAGAUGGGGCGCACCAUUAUGUCGGAAUUAUGUGCCAUGAGGCUUACAGGUAUAGGCGGUACUAGGUAG